AUGGCCGCAUACCGGUUCUACAUGCAGCAAAUAGCCGGAUUCUUUGAAGGAUGCGAGUUUCACCAUGUGCCGCGGGCGGAAAAUGAAGUAGCUGACACCUUGUCCAAGCUAGGCUCAUCCAGGCAGGAAAUUGCUUCCGGAAUAGCCUCGGCUCACCUCGGAAAGCUGUCGAUCAAACCAAGCCCAGAAUUGGAGUCAAUUUACGUUCCAGAGUUGCACGUUGUUCCAAUGGAAAUUGAUGAAGGGAACUCGGGGACUACAUCGUCUAACCCGGGGACUGCAGAGUCAAAACCGGAAGAAACUAUCUCGGUGGAUGGUAUGGAGAUUGACGCGCCAGUCUUUGUCAUCCGAGAAGCACCAUCAUGGGGAAAACCGAUCAUGGAAUUCCUGGUUAACGGUGGUUUACCAACAGAAUAA
This is a messenger RNA of Lolium perenne, 417 nucleotides long. RefSeq lists its product as uncharacterized. NCBI's taxonomy places the organism in Eukaryota, Viridiplantae, Streptophyta, Magnoliopsida, Poales, Poaceae. The record is from RefSeq and is a predicted model, not a curated record.